AGUCAGUGCUUCAUGUUUCAAUAUAUUUUUCGCAUUUCACAUUCUUUCACUGUUUCAACCCCCGUAUGUUGUUCGUUUCUGGACUUGCCUUUACCUUGUGGUGGUCUGGAAACUCGUAAAGUCGACCUGGUGGUUGCGGAAAGUGUUCUCAACUCGCCAUGGGUGGCGUGGAGAGCAAGCAGGCGUUUCGCGGAACCGUUCUGCAAUUGACUGGGAAGACGGUGACUGUUGCUUCGUCGGAGGAGUCUUUCUGGGACCAGAUCUUCCAGACAUCCGGCCUGACCGGUCCUCAGGAUGCCUUCACUCUGAUUACCUCGCAAGAGAUCCGCACACUGCGCGAUGAAGCGCCCUCGAACCUCGCCACUCUCUGCUACAAGGCUGUUGAGCAUCUCGUCAGAUCUGCAGCCGGUGGCUGUCCUCGCAAUAAGCACAAUCUGGUUCUGAACUGUGUGCGUCUGCUGACGCGCAUACUGCCGUACAUCUUUGAGGAUCAGGAGUGGCGCGGUUUCUUCUGGUCGGCCCUGCCUGGCCAGAGCGAGGGCAGCAGUACUGCUCCGGAUGCACCACCUCCACUCGCUCAGUCACUCAUUGGGGCUGUACUGGAUCUCCUCUUCUGCCCUGACUUCACCGUGAUCGCUGUCAAGAAAGCUGGUCCGAGACCUGGGAUGUGUGGUCGCGAUACGUUCGACAGUCCGGAGGAUUUGAGCAAUGUGGACAGCUGCGAGUACAUCUGGGAGGCCGGUGUUGGUUUUGCACUAUCCCCUGGCACUACGGGCUAUCUGGACGGACACCGUGCUGAGCUACUGCGUCUUCUAUUGACCUGCUUCUCCGAGACCAUGUACAAAUCAGCUACAUCGGACGUUGAAACAACAAGCAAUCAGUGGCUCAACUAUUUCUGUUCGUCGCACAACCGGCAUGCACUGCCAUUGUUCACAUCGCUAUUGAACACGGUGUGUGCGUAUGAUCCUGUUGGCCUCGGAGUUCCGUACUACCAUGCAAUGGUACAAGACAAGCACGAGCCGCUCGUGGAGAUUGCUUCGCAGCUGCUGUGUGUUAUCCUGGAUGCAGAGGUCAUGCCCAGGGCAGCCAGCCUGGCUGUCGAAUCAGAGGAGGGGCAGCCUGAGAACCUGUUCUGCAACUACAUGUCCAGAAUACACCGCGAUGAGGACUUUGCCUUUAUCCUGCGUGGAAUUAGUCGCCUACUGAACAACCCACUGUUACAGACUUAUCUGCCUGGUUCGUGUAAGAAGGUUGCAAUGCACCAAGAGCUGCUCAUUCUCUUCUGGAAGAUGUGUGACCUCAACAAGAAAUUCCUCUAUUUUGUGUUGAAGAGCAGCGAUGUGCUUGACAUGCUAGUUCCUAUUCUCUAUCAUCUCAACGACUCUCGCUCCGAUGCCUCUCGCGUUGGGUUGAUGCACAUCUGCGUGUUCAUCCUCUUGCUGCUGAGUGGCGAACGUAACUUUGGUGUGCGCCUGAACAAGCCCUACCAGGUACGCGUCCCCAUGGAUAUCCCCGUCUUUACUGGAAACCAUGGCGACCUUCUUGUCCUGGUAUUUCACAAAGUGAUCACCACCGGUCAUCAGCGACUAACUCCUCUCUUUGACUGCCUACUUACCAUCGUUGUCAAUGUUUCCCCCUACUUGAAGUCACUGUCAAUGGUAUCCAGCGCAAAGCUUGGUCAUCUCAUGGAGGCAUUCUCCACACCCUGGUACUUGUUUGCCAAUGCCACCAAUCACCAUCUGAUCUUUUUCUUGCUGGAAAUCUUCAACAACAUCAUCCAGUAUCAGUUUGAUGGAAACUCCAAUCUGAUCUACCAGAUCAUUCGACGGCGAGAUGUGUUCCACAAACUGGCCAACCUGCCUACUGACCCGAGUGCGGUCCGUGCUCUUCCUCGCCGUAAACCACCAGCGCACGCCACCAAGUCAUCCUCCGCCGCCACCUCCGCUGGCAGCGGCAAAGAAGCAGCUGCGACUGCGGGCGGCUCUUCGUCCUCGGACACGGCGGUGGCGUCCACCAGCCGCACGCCCUCCGACGACACUGUGCCGGCGCAGCUGUCGGCGGCUGCUGCUGAGGGAUCACAAUCAGCUUCCAGUGGACCAGCCACCAGCGGACUGCCUCUACAAACGGUUCUGCGACUUCUCCAAGUUCUCGUCCCACAGGUGGAGAAGAUUUGCAUUGACAAGGGCCUGACUGACGAGAUGGAGAUCUUGAAAUUCCUGCAGCACGGCACGCUGGUUGGAUUGCUGCCAGUACCCCACCCUAUUCUAAUCCGUAAAUAUCAGGCUAACAGCGGUACUAACCAAUGGUUCCGUACGUACAUGUGGGGCGUCCUUUACUUACGAAAUAUGAUGCCACCUGUGUGGUACGAUACCGAGGUCAAGCUGUUUGAGGUGCAGCGAGUAUGAAAGCGCGCGCCGCACAGUGUUGGCGAGAGUUGAUCAUCACACCUCUGCCGUCUGUGGACCGCGCAAACACAUUCCAUGCCAGCGAUAUCCGGCUCGGCUUCUGUACCAUUGAAACUGCCUAUUUCCGAUUGAUUUGCCGCCAUCCUGUUUUUAUAGAUGUUGGCCUGUUGCUCCUGAACAUGAGGGUGCGAUUUGCCAUCAGCUCCGUGUGCCUCCUGCCUGGUUAACUUUCUGGUGAUAGUGUGUCCUGGGGCUCAGAGGUCCCCGCUGACGGGAGUUAUACGCCGUCGCUGUCGCUGCACUGUGCUGUCUCAUCGGCGUCUCUCGUGUGGAUAAGCUGCGCUCGCUUGCUGUUGCUGUGACAUGUGUACGCACAUGUGCCGUUGUGGGUAUACAUACACACACGUGUGUGUCCACGACCAUUUAUGUUUGCGUAUGUGCGUGUGUACGUGCACGUGUGUUUUCAUUGCCCUCCACGUAUUGCAUCGAGUAUUUGAUCUCCCGCCAUUCACCCUGUCGUGCACGUCCUGCAGGGAUGCCAGCCUCGAUAGCGACAUGUCUGCAUUUCAUCUCCCGUUUUACUGGGAGUAACUCCUGUACUCCCUCCGCCCUGCUAGCAGUAUUUCUAGUGCACCCGAAGUUUUGUUUUUAUACCGCAAUGGGCCAGCUGUCUAGGUUUCUUCGCUGGUCAUGACCGCUAAUUGGCAUUGGCUAUCUUCGUAUCUAUCUUCUCCUUGCCAAUCCGAGUUUCCAUUGAUUUGUUUUGUUUCUCGCUGUUGCUGUUGUUCAGUUGACUCCUUAGCGCUGUGCGCGGUUAUCCGCAUCAUGUGCUGUGCUAUGUUGAGAGCCUUGCCUGUCACUGUCACCCGCCACCGGAGUUCUCGCCAUGUUAUAGUUUUCUCCCCCCCCCCCCCACCCCCCCCCCCCAGCCUCGUUUUAGCCAUCUCACUGCUUUCAUGCUCUCCCCGCUGUCUCGGCCUUUCUAUUGCCGUCCGCCCUUCGUUCAGUCUCGUUCUGUUCAAAGGGUCUUUAUCGUUCCAUUGCCUCCAGUGCCGUUCUGUUUCGCCUCAUUUCAAUAGUGUCCAUCUUCUCCUGCAAGUUGUGAGCUGAGCCUGUGUGUGAACUGUGAAGGAUACUGCUGUGGCUGCGUUUGGAUCGUCACCCUAACCUCUCCUUUCCCUGUUGCUGUCCCUGCCUCCGUUCCUGCCUCUGUCCCUACCUCUGUCCCUACCUUCGUUUUUUGCGCUUCCGUUCCUGUAUCCGUCCCUCCUCUUCUUGUCCCGGUCUUCCACAGUGCGGGAAAGACAACACUAGAGGCAUGCAUCCUCGCCACACAUGGUACGCUCAUUGUUAUCCCUCCUGUCAAUACGGCACUGUCUAUUUGCAGUCCUUCCAUUUUUGUCAUCAUUCCCCUCCGCAAUCCGCGGCUCGGCUCAGCAUUCCCAGGUUUUAUUUUCUGGAUUUCUCGUAUUCUUGUAACACUCCAGAUUCUUGUCCGAUCUGUUCACUCGAAGACCAGUACAUAGCGUUGCUCGAAAAAAGAACCGACUUAUGUCCGGAGCCUGUUAAUAUGUA
Messenger RNA from Sycon ciliatum, 3980 nucleotides. Its product is annotated as protein HID1-like. Gene Ontology annotation, cellular component: Golgi medial cisterna; Golgi trans cisterna; membrane. NCBI's taxonomy places the organism in Eukaryota, Metazoa, Porifera, Calcarea, Leucosolenida, Sycettidae. The record is from RefSeq and is a predicted model, not a curated record.